AUGAGCCGCCUGCUCUGGAAGAAAGUGGCCGGGCCCGCCGCCGUCGCCCCGCCCCCCCGGCCCGCCAGCUGGGCCUGGGCGCAGGGCUGGACGCGCUACGGCCCCGCGGGGGAGGCCGAACCCGUGGCCACCCCCGAGGAGCGGGCCCUGGUGUUCGACGUGGAGGUCUGCUUGGCAGAGGGAACUUGCCCCACGCUGGCGGUGGCCAUGUCCCCCUCGGCCUGGUAUUCCUGGUGCAGCCAGCGGCUGGUGGAAGAGCGUUACUCUUGGACCAGCCAGCUGUCGCCGGCUGACCUCAUUCCCCUGGAGUUCCCUGCCAGUGCUGGCGGCCCCUCCCAGCGAGACGGGCAGGAGCAGUUAGUGGUAGGGCACAACGUUUCCUUUGACCGGGCCCACAUCAGGGAGCAGUACCUGAUCCAGGGCUCCCGCAUGCGCUUCCUGGACACCAUGAGCAUGCACAUGGCCAUCUCGGGGCUGAGCAGCUUCCAGCGCAGCCUGUGGAUGGCAGCCAAGCAGGGCAAGCACAAGGCCCGGCAAGGCACACAGCGAGGCCAGAAGCCCCCGAGCAAAGCCAGCGGCCCGGCGAUCUCAUCCUGGGACUGGCUGGACAUCAGCAGUGUCAACAACCUGGCAGACGUGCACAGCCUGUAUGUGGGGGGACCUCCCCUACAGAAGGAGCCUCGAGAGCUGUUUGUCAAGGGCAGCAUGAAGGACGUCCGGGAGAAUUUCCAGGACCUGAUGCAGUACUGUGCCCAGGACGUGUGGGCCACCUAUGAGGUCUUCCAGCAGCAGCUGCCACUCUUCCUGGAGAGGUGUCCCCACCCUGUGACUCUGGCCGGCAUGCUGGAGAUGGGUGUCUCCUACCUGCCCGUCAACCAGAACUGGGAGCGCUACCUGGCGGAGGCGCAGAGCACCUAUGAGGAGCUCCAGCGGGAGAUGAAAAAGUCGCUGAUGGACCUGGCCAACGACGCCUGCCAGCUUCUUUCCGGGGAGAGGUACAAAGACGACCCCUGGCUCUGGGACCUGGAGUGGGAUCUGCAAGAGUUUAAGCAGAAGAAAGCUAAGAAAGUGCCAAGGAGGGAGCCAGCCGCCAGCAGCGUGCCCACCGAGGGUGCAGGGGCCCCCGGACAGCCCCAGGAUCAGGAAGACCCCGGCCCCCCCAGUGAGGAGGAAGAGUUUCACCAAGCGAUCACGGCUCGCAUCUGCUUGGAGCAGCUGAAGGGGACCACAGAGCUCCUGCCCAAGCGGCCCCAGCACCUUCCUGGACACCCUGGGUGGUACCGGAAACUCUGUCCUCGACUCGAUGACCCUGCGUGGGCCCCGGGCCCCAGCCUCCUCAGCCUGCAGAUGCGGGUCACACCCAAACUCAUGGCGCUGACCUGGGACGGCUUCCCCCUGCACUUCUCAGAGCGGCAUGGCUGGGGAUACCUGGUGCCCGGGCGGCGGGACAACCUGGCCAAUGUGCCAGCAUCGGCUGGGGUGACCUGCCCCUACAGAGCCAUCGAGACCCUGUAUAGGACACACUGCGUCAAGCAGGGAAAGCAGCAGCUGGAGCCGCAGGAGGCGCGCCUGGCCGAGGAGUUCCUGCUCACCGAGAGCAGCACCGAGUGGCAGAUGGUGGAAGAGCUGGGCUGCCUGGAGGUGCAGGACGAGGCCAAGGCAGAGAACUGGGAAGCAGCGGCUCCGGGUGGACCCGCAGCUCUGACUGGUGCUCAUGGCCCAAAAGCUAGCCAGCCCGCCUAUCACCACGGCAACGGACCCUACCAUGACGUGGACAUCCCCGGCUGCUGGUUCUUCAAGCUGCCUCACAAGGAUGGUAACAGCUGCAAUGUGGGCAGCCCCUUUGCCAAGGACUUCCUGCCCAAGAUGGAAGACGGCACGCUGCAGGCGGGCCCCGGAGGUGCCAGCGGGCCCCGUGCCUUGGAAAUCAACAAAAUGAUUUCUUUCUGGAGGAAUGCCCAUAAGCGGAUCAGCUCCCAGAUGGUGGUGUGGCUGCCCAGGUCAGCUCUGCCCCGUGCUGUGACCAGGCACCCGGAUUACGAUGAAGAAGGUUGCUAUGGGGCCAUCCUGCCGCAGGUGGUGACCGCCGGCACCAUCACCCGCCGGGCUGUGGAGCCCACGUGGCUCACUGCCAGCAACGCCCGGCCCGACCGAGUAGGCAGCGAGUUGAAGGCCAUGGUGCAGGCCCCACCCGGCUACGUGCUGGUGGGUGCGGACGUGGACUCGCAGGAGCUGUGGAUCGCGGCGGUGCUGGGAGAUGCUCACUUUGCUGGCAUGCACGGCUGCACGGCCUUCGGGUGGAUGACGCUGCAGGGCCGGAAGAGCAGGGGCACCGACCUGCACAGUAAGACUGCUUCCACGGUGGGCAUCAGCCGCGAGCACGCCAAGGUCUUCAACUAUGGCCGCAUCUACGGGGCAGGGCAGCCCUUCGCCGAGCGCCUGCUUAUGCAGUUCAACCACCGGCUCACGGGCCAGGAGGCAGCCGAGAAGGCCCAGCAGAUGUACGCCAUCACUAAGGGCCUGCGCAGGUAUCGGCUGUCAGAUGAGGGCGAGUGGCUGGUGAGGCAGCUGCACAUCCCCGUGGAGAGGACCGAGGACGGCUGCGUUUCCCUGCAGGACCUGCGCAAGAUCCAGAGGGAAGCGUCUAGAAAGUCCCGCAGGAAGAAGUGGGAUGUGGUCGCCGGACGCGCAUGGACGGGGGGCACAGAGUCGGAAAUGUUCAACAAGUUGGAGAGCAUUGCCACGGCCGACGAGCCCCGGACCCCGGUGCUGGGCUGCCGCGUCAGCCGAGCCCUGGAGCCAGCGGUGGCUCGGGGGGAGUUCAUGACCAGCCGUGUGAACUGGGUGGUGCAGAGCUCAGCUGUGGACUACCUGCACCUCAUGCUCGUGGCCAUGAAGUGGCUGUUUGAGGAGUUCGCCAUCGACGGGCGGUUCUGCAUCAGCAUCCACGACGAGGUCCGCUACCUGGUGCGGGAGGAGGACCGCUACCGGGCUGCCCUGGCCCUGCAGAUCACCAACCUGCUCACCAGGUGCAUGUUUGCCUACAAGCUGGGCCUCAAUGACCUGCCCCAGUCAGUCGCCUUUUUCAGCGCCGUCGACAUUGACCGCUGCCUCAGGAAGGAAGUGACCAUGGAUUGUAAAACCCCCUCCAACCCGACUGGGAUGGAAAGGAGAUACGGGAUUCCCCAGGGUGAAGCGCUGGACAUUUACCAGAUCAUCGAACUCACCAAAGGCUCCUUGGAAAGACGCAGCCAGCCCGGGCCGUAGCACUGCCAGAGGCUCUGCAUUCGCUCCCGUGGAGCUUCAUCGGGUGGCCCAGGCGCCCGCACUCAGGCUCUCAGCUGUGCUGUCCUCAGGAGCAGGACCUGCCGGGAGCGACGGCCU
This is a messenger RNA of Miniopterus natalensis, 3384 nucleotides long. NCBI's taxonomy places the organism in Eukaryota, Metazoa, Chordata, Mammalia, Chiroptera, Miniopteridae. The record is from RefSeq and is a predicted model, not a curated record.